AUGGCAUAUUGUGCACUCUGUGCUCGAGCACACAGGUCCCCUGGCCGUCGACGAUCCUGGCUUCAAGCCAAAACUACUCUUUUCUCCGAAAAAGAUGGCUUCUGGUCUUUAAUGCUGGCUGCUCAAGCAUUUAAGGUUCUUUGGCAUCGAAACUUGGAGAGCACCUCUAGAGCCAUUUUGUCGAUGAGCCCAAUCACUUCACACAAAAAACGGCCACCAGGGGCAUUUUUGACACACCUUUUCGGCCAGCUUUAUGCGAUUCUAGUAGCGGCAACUUUUAGGAUCAAAAAUUUGGCCCUGUCUAUGACGACCGACCGACCGAGCGACGUUUGUGAAAUAUACGCAUUUCAUGGCAAAGGAAGAAAUUACAUCACCAUGUACGAAAACAUUCGGGGAAGGCUAUCUGGCAAAGUGUUGAUUGAGUUCCAAAUUUAUCAUGAUAAACCUUCUUUAAGCCCAAUUCUUCAUUUUAAUCGCAAUGAAAUCUUUUUAUUCCAUGCUCUUCUCCUUGAAAGACUCAUCGCAGUAAAAACUUACUAA
This is a messenger RNA of Lachancea sp. 'fantastica', 540 nucleotides long. NCBI's taxonomy places the organism in Eukaryota, Fungi, Ascomycota, Saccharomycetes, Saccharomycetales, Saccharomycetaceae. The record is from the annotation of a GenBank genome assembly.